UUGGUUUUGAAGACGAGCAGGCGGGAAUUCUCAAUCUUGGCCUGGGUGAUCAAGAGGAGGGAAGAUGACGGAAGGGACCGUGACCAGGGUGGAGAGCAAGGACAUCUAGGUCCCUACUAUCACUUGCCUGGAUAUCUUCAUAGGAAGGCUCUUGGGCAUCCGAGGAGAUGGAGCGGGCGAAUACUUUACAUCAAGACGGCGAGUCCAAAGGAGGUGUUUUAGCUCACUUGGAAAGACUAGAGGCUCAAGAAAACAGAUGCCAUAAACAAUCCAAAGAGCCUCAGAAAGAGCAGGCAGUGGAAAAUGCUCUUGGAACUGAGAUUCAUAAGCUGAGACGUCUGCGAGACAAGCUGAGGGCUGAACUGAAGCAGCGGCGAGCCAGAGUUAAAGCAUCUACUGCCAAUGCAGAAUCCAACCAAACAAUGGAGAUCAGUGAGCAAGAAGUUUUAGAAAGAAAACAGGAAAAUGUGAAAGCCAUUCUGCAGGCAUAUCGUUUUACAGGGCUCAGUGGUAAACAGACUAGCCGUGGAGUCUGUGUCUGCAUCAGCACUGCUUUUGAAGGGAACCUACUGGAUUCCUAUUUUGUGGACCUUGUCAUACAGAAACCACUCCGGAUACAUCACCACUCGGUCCCAGUCUUCAUUCCUUUAGAAGAGAUAGCUGCAAAAUACUUACAGACCAAUAUUCAGCACUUCCUGUUCAGUCUCUGCGAGUACCUAAAUGCUUACUCUGGGAGGAAGUACCAGGCAGAUCAACUUCAGAGUGACUUUGCAGCCUUUCUGACUGGGCCCUUGCAGAGAAACGCACUGUGCAACUUGCUGUCAUUUACUUACAAAGUGGAUCCGAAGGGUCAGUCUUUCCCAUUUUGUGCUAGAUUGCUGUAUAAGGACCUCACAGUCACUCUUCCAACUGAUGUCACCAUUACAUACCAAGGGACGGAAGCAUUAUCCACUUCGUGGGAAGAACAGCGAGCAUCCCAUGAAACCCUUUUCUGUAUGAAGCCCUUACAUCAAGUGUUUGCUUCAUUUGCAAGAAAAGGAGAGAAGCUGGAUAUGAGCCUGAUCCCCUAAAAUAUUAUUUUCAUUGGAAACAUGUCAGAAAAAUAAAUUCCCCUCCCCCCACCAGGUAAAAGGAAAUAUUGCACUUUCUGCUCUCAUGACGGGUUCCAGAAGAACCUUUCAAGAUUAUCAGGAACAUCAGGAUGAGGGCCAUUUCACCUCAGACCGUAUGGAGACGACCACGUCUGCAGCUCUAGCUCUCUUCAGAGUGAAAAGCACUGCUUUCGAGUUCCAGUUGGGCGCAGAGUGUUAGCCAGCACAGUGUCCUGCUUGGUCAAGCCCUUACCUCAGCAGAGCUUCCCCGCCUGUGCUCCCAGCCCCACAGCAAAGGCAGCUGCUUUCUACCUCUACUGUACUCCUGCUCACAGUGGCCAUGGCCUCUCUGGCAGAAGGGCCAGGUGGGAGCCAGGGCUCUGGAAGGAUUGUUCCAGUACUACACCUAAGACCCCUACUCUGGGGAAGCUACAGGCACACUGAAUAGUAUGGCCACCCUCAGAGCUCACAUAUCCACAAGCAAAUGAAGGCUCGAGAUUUUUAAACCUAAAGUCUAUGUGUGUGUACACUUCAAUAAUUUGGAAAUGUUGGGACUUGGUGAUUUGUCCUUUCCCAAGCCCUUUCUUUGAUUCCAAAAAAAUAAAU
Cynocephalus volans (Philippine flying lemur) is the source of this 1697-nucleotide messenger RNA. It is a transcript of the gene CENPO, whose product is annotated as centromere protein O. Gene Ontology annotation, cellular component: kinetochore; Mis6-Sim4 complex. NCBI's taxonomy places the organism in Eukaryota, Metazoa, Chordata, Mammalia, Dermoptera, Cynocephalidae. Bases 168 to 1070 code for a protein of 300 amino acids. The record is from RefSeq and is a predicted model, not a curated record. The transcript has 8 exons.